Molecule: messenger RNA, 1440 nt
Organism: Durusdinium trenchii
Lineage: Eukaryota; Dinophyceae; Suessiales; Symbiodiniaceae
Source: the annotation of a GenBank genome assembly
GACCAAGCCUGCACCUGGGAUUGUGGCACCUAGCUUUUGCCAUGUGCGUGAUGAGCCAAAGAUGCGAUCUUGCCUCUCAGAUGCUUGCGAAGGAGGAGAGUGCUGCGUUCCUCAUGGCACCCGACGAUCUCUCGUUGGUGGCCGUGUCAGCAGAGCUGUGCAGGCAGAUGCGUCGGAGCGACUCGGAAAUGCUAGGGAAGCACAUCCAGUCCUUCCAGGAAGGUGUGCCUGGCCAUUCUGUCUCCAGAUCCUCGAACUCCAAGAUCAGAGCGUUCCGUGAGGCCACCGAACUCAAUCCACACCGCAACGGCGAGAUCGCUGCAGUGCAGGUUUGCCAACGGGGAGACGGCUCCCAAUUCGUGGCCUAUCAGUUCUUCUAUAGUGGCAAGGUAGAAGGCCGCUCGCUUGUCCUUUGCGUGCAGCUGGAGCUGUGUGAGGGCCAUCGGCCCGACAUGAAAAUGCUCCCAGAGAUCCAGGAGGAGGCACGUGAGCAGCUAUGGAAGGCCUUGGCCCUCCUGGGCGGACGACCCCAAACGAUCAUCGACAAAGACGUGGGCUUCGGCUUUUUCCAGGAGCGCCUUCAAGAGCAGUGCUUGCUAUUGGAUGCUCGCAGCUGUCAGCGCCGGGAGUUCAAUGUCCUGCCCCGUGGUGCACAGGUCUUCAGCGAUCGCCCCCUGAAGCCGGAACCAGGAGGACUGCGUUUCGCCGUACGUGUGGAUGCUGCCUCUAGAGCUUUUGCAGGCUUGCCUUUCAUGGGCUUCACGCGGCAAGUGCCCAACGAUUGCCCUUCCUUGUAUGCAGAUAUUGCUACCAACACAGCGCAGAGCCUUUUGGUGGGUGGCUGUGGAGAGGCCUCAGCCCGGGACCAGCCAACGCACUUCAAAAGUGGUUUCAAGGCUCCGCCGCAGAGUGAAGUCCAAACAUUCAGUCAUCAGCCAGACCUGUUGCGGCACCAGCGCACUGCGCCCCAAGAGCCCGAGAUCGGGGACAUUUUGGAGUGCCGCUACACCUGGCAAGGACAGAUUCAGAUGCUCAUCAAUGACCAGAUGAUCCUCGAAUUCAACACUGGUCGACCACUCACAGACGAGGCCCACUACGCAGUGCUCGACGUGGCCUUUGCCGCGCAUCGGCUCACCUUGGUGUCGCCCAGACAGUCGUUCCUGUCGGACACCUGCGUAGCCUCGGCCUCACCGGACAGCACUUGCUGCAACUCAGAGCUGGACCGUGAUCCGUCCUUCUCGAGUUUCGCUGACCUCUCACAGCCAUCCAUCACGCUGUCCGAAGUUCCGCGGAGUGAGCGAAGGCGGGACAAAUUGCUUGAGUGAUGGCACUUGCAGCUUGCGCCGCACUGGCUUUGCGCAAAUGACCGCAGAAAGACUAACCAAGCAGGUGAGGCCCUGACCCACAAAUCAAAGAACCAGUGAGGACGACAUUUCAUAC